AUGACGUUUCAAGAAAUCAUCCAAAAAUUAAACAAGAAACUGCAAAACUUCAACAGAAUAAAUCUAAGUAUUAUACCGCAAUCAGUAUUAAAAUGGAGAAUAACAGAUUUAAUAUUAUUAGUUGCUUUGGUGGUAAUAUUUUUCAUAACGUACCACGUCAAACCUUUCCAUAGACAGUUUUAUCUUGGAGAUAUAACGAUUCAACAUCCUUUCGCAGAAAGGGAAACAGUAAAUAAUACUGAACUAUUUAUGUAUUCAACUUGGAUUCCACUAUUGGUUACAUUCGGAGUUUCAAUCUUAUUAACAACCACAAAAUAUAAAGUAUAUAACACUUAUGUCGCGUGUUUGGGAUUAAUCUUAGCGGUUUUGAUAACUUCUAUAACUACUGACAUUUUAAAGAAUUGGAUAGGGAGAUUAAGACCAGAUUUCUUGGAAAGAUGUAUACCUAAAGAAGGAACACCUCUAGAUAAAUUAGUAUCAAUUGAAGUUUGUACACAAACAGAUAUGGGAAAAUUAGAGGAUGGAUUUAGAACAACUCCAAGUGGUCACUCGUCAAUAAGUUUUGCAGGGUUAGGAUAUUUAGCUAUGUUUUUAUUGGGACAGUUGCAAGCUUCUAAUACUUGGGUUGGUAGUUGGAGAUGGUUGAUUGGUGGGUUUGUACCUUUGCUUGUUGCUAGUUUCAUUGCAUUAAGUAGAACUCAAGAUUACAGACACCACUUUGUUGAUGUUUUUAUUGGUUCAACUUUGGGAUUAGUUAUUGGUUGUUGGUCUUAUUUUAGAUUGUUUCCUUGGAUAAAUAAUCCACAAAGUUUUUACAAUUUGAUUAUUAUUGAAGAAGAAAAUUCAGAGCAGGUCAAAAAGAAUGGUGAUUUUGUUGUUGGUGAUGAUGAGAAUACAAGUUAUACUAGAUUAAAUAAUGUUUAA
This is a messenger RNA of Lodderomyces jiufengensis, 924 nucleotides long. RefSeq names its product bifunctional diacylglycerol diphosphate phosphatase/phosphatidate phosphatase (gene DPP3). Bases 1 to 924 code for a protein of 307 amino acids. Gene Ontology annotation, biological process: phospholipid metabolic process. Lineage: Eukaryota; Fungi; Ascomycota; Pichiomycetes; Serinales; Debaryomycetaceae. The transcript has a single exon. Gene Ontology annotation, molecular function: phosphatidate phosphatase activity. The record is from RefSeq and is a predicted model, not a curated record.